GACGGAGGCACUGGCUGCGUCUAGCUCACUUGGGGACAGUCUGAAGCACAAAAAACUCCUCUGCUUGGGGAUUUCUCAUGUGCAUCUGAUAAAGUUCCUCAGAUCAAUGUCAGCGAAACAGCAGCAAACCAACAUUAAUUCCUGGACAAGUGGUGUGGUGGAGCUUUGAUUCCUGAUUGAGAAGAAGCCAGCUUUAAUAUUUCCACCCAAAACAUUUCUUCUGUUUGUGAUCCUCGGAGAUUUGUUCACUUUUUUUGCGGAUUUGUGUUGACGGCUGAUUUGCCAGUUUGUACCUCCCCUAGAUACAUAAUGUGAAUAUGGCUGGCAAGGUGCGCCCUCCCGGUCCUGAUAGUUUGCGGCCAUUUACCAGAGAGUCCUUGGCUGCGAUAGAGAAGCGCAUUGAGGAGGAGAUUGCCCGGAAAGCCAAACAGAUUGAGGGGCUCGAUGAGAAAGUACUGAAACCCAAAAAUGGACUGGAGGCCGGAAAGAGCUUGCCUCUUAUAUAUGGAGAUCCACCACCUGCACUUAUUGGGAUUCCCUUAGAGGAACUAGAUCCUUUUUAUGCCACUCAAAAGACAUAUAUUGUCUUAAACAAAGGAAAAGCUAUAUUCCGAUUCACAGCCACAAAAGCCUUGUAUCUACUGGAUCCAUUUAAUCCAAUCAGAAGAGGGGCUAUGAAAGUCUUAAUCCAUUCAUUGUUUAGCUUAUUUAUUAUGUUUACCAUCUUAGCAAAUUGUGUUUUUAUGACCAUGAGUGACCCACCACCGUGGUCCAAGAAUGUAGAGUACACGUUUACUGGAAUUUACACCUUUGAGUCCUUAAUAAAAAUCUUCGCUCGGGGAUUUUGUAUUGACAGUUUUACAUUCCUCAGAGAUCCCUGGAACUGGCUGGAUUUCUGUGUCAUUGUUAUGGCUUACACCACAGAGUUUGUAGAUUUGGGGAAUGUGUCUGCUCUCAGGACAUUCCGUGUACUCCGUGCUCUUAAAACAAUCACAGUAAUUCCAGGCCUGAAGACCAUUGUUGGUGCCUUGAUCCAGUCAGUGAAGAAGCUCUCAGAUGUGAUGAUCCUCACCCUCUUCUGUCUUGCUGUCUUUGCCCUCAUUGGCCUUCAGCUCUUUAUGGGAAACCUGAGGCACAAAUGUGUUCUAUGGCCACCCCCCGAUGACUAUUUCAUACUUUUUGACAACAGUACCUUAAACGCCACACUAUAUAAUGAUACAGCGAUCAACUCCACUCUCAGCAACAGCACAGAGGUGUUUAACAACUACACCAUUGACUGGGAUGCCUACCUCAAUGAUGAAGCCAAUUUUUACUUCCUGGAUGGAGCAAGUGAUGCUCUUCUGUGUGGGAACGGCAGCGACGCUGGGAAAUGUCCGGAAAGUUAUACUUGUAUGAAAACUGGAAGGAAUCCUAAUUACGGGUACACCAGCUAUGACUCCUUCAACUGGGCUUUUCUUGCCCUUUUCCGCUUAAUGACACAAGACUUCUGGGAGAAUCUUUUCCAGUUGACACUACGAGCAGCUGGUAAAACCUACAUGGUCUUCUUUGUGAUAGUAAUAUUUCUGGGGUCUUUCUACCUGAUUAACUUGAUCCUUGCUGUGGUGGCCAUGGCAUAUGCAGAACAGAAUGAAGCCACCAUCCAAGAAGAAUUAGAAAAGGAAAGAGAGUUCCAGGAGCUUUUGGAGCAGUUGAAGAAACAUCAAGAAGAGCAAAAACGUAGGAAGUCCAGUGUUGCCUCAGUUGGGCUCAUCAACACAGCAAAGAAAAAAGCUCUUUCAGAGCACAGCCUUGCUGGGGAUGGCACAGAAAAUAUGGACUGCAACGGGCGAGCGGUGCCCAAAGUUAUAUCUGAUCAUGUGCCUUCUUUGGAGGAUACAAGCUCAGCACAGUCAAAUCAACAGAGGAAUUCUACGAUUUAUUUGGAGGAGCCAACUCUGCAGAAAAGAGCAGAGAGCAACCACAGUGUCGAGUCAGAAGUUGCUCUUGAAGAACUGGAAGACGUUAAUCAAAAAUGCCCUCCCUGGUGGUACAAGUUUGCUCACACCUUUUUGAUCUGGGAUUGCUGUGUUCCAUGGGUGAAGUUUAAGGAAUUCGUAAGGUUUGUGGUCAUGGAUCCCUUUGUCGACUUGGGAAUCACCAUUUGCAUCGUACUUAACACCCUUUUCAUGGCCAUGGAACAUUACCCUAUGACAGAGGAAUUUGAGAAUGUUCUGGGUGUAGGAAACUUGGUCUUCACUGGCAUAUUUGCAGCUGAAAUGUUCUUCAAGAUCAUAGCCCUGGAUCCAUAUUACUACUUCCAAGUGGGGUGGAACAUAUUUGACAGCAUUAUAGUCACCUUGAGUUUGGUGGAGUUGGGCCUUGCAAAUGUAGAAGGCCUGUCUGUGCUCAGAUCGUUCCGUCUGCUCAGGGUUUUCAAGCUUGCCAAAUCAUGGCCAACCCUUAACAUGCUCAUCAAAAUCAUCGGUAACUCAGUCGGAGCUCUUGGAAACCUGACUUUGGUGUUGGCCAUCAUUGUCUUCAUCUUUGCCGUGGUGGGGAUGCAGCUGUUCGGGAAGAGCUACAAGGAAUGCGUGUGCAAGAUUGCUUCCGACUGCGAGCUGCCACGGUGGCACAUGCAUGACUUCUUCCACUCUUUUCUCAUUGUCUUCCGGAUCCUGUGCGGGGAGUGGAUUGAGACGAUGUGGGACUGCAUGGAAGUGGCGGGGCAAGCCAUGUGCCUGGUCGUGUUUAUGAUGGUCAUGGUGAUCGGUAACCUGGUGGUCCUCAAUCUCUUUUUGGCUUUGUUGCUGAGUUCCUUCAGCGCGGACAACUUAUCGGCCUCGGAUGAUGAUGGGGAGAUGAACAACCUACAGAUUGCUCUUGGAAGGAUCACCAGGGGAAUUGACUUUGUGAAGAAAACUUUCUUCUCUAUCCUGCACUUUAAGAGGAAGCCAAAAACCGAACAGAAGGAAGAGGACCCUAACAAAGAAAACAUUGCUCUCAACCAGACAGAACCAGAACCCAAGACAGAACUGGAACCCAAGACAGAACCUCCACUGAUUGAUGGUGUGACUAAAAAAGAACGUUAUUUCUUGGAUGAAUUUGACCACGUCAAUUUUAUUAACAACCCAAACAUUUGUAUAGAAGUUCCUAUCGCAUCAGAAGAGUCCGACUUUGAAAUUCCAGAUACGGAUGAGUUUAGCACACAGUCGGAGGUGGAGGAACACAAGCAGAAGUAUGGCGACGGCUCUUCAAUGUGUAGCACAGCAGAUUACAAACCUCCAGAACCCAAAGAGGAAGAGGAGGCCUUAGAAGAAAAAGAAGAGGAAGGCCCAGAGGAAUGUUUCACUGAGGGUUGUGUGCGCCGAUUCCCUUGUCUUUAUGUCGACAUCACAACAGAAAAAGGGAAAAUCUGGUGGAACAUUCGGAAAACAUGUUUUGUGAUUGUGGAGCACAACUGGUUUGAAACCUUCAUCAUCUUCAUGAUCUUACUCAGUAGUGGAGCACUGGCAUUUGAGGAUAUCUACAUUGAACAGAGGCAAGUGAUAAAGACUGUCCUGGAAUACGCUGAUAAAGUCUUUUCAUAUAUCUUUGUGUUUGAAAUGCUACUCAAGUGGGUGGCAUAUGGCUUCAAGGUCUAUUUCACGAAUGCUUGGUGUUGGCUGGACUUCCUAAUUGUUGAUGUGUCUUUAAUCAGCCUGACAGCCAACUGGUUGGGUUACUCUGAACUUGGCCCCAUCAAAUCCCUUAGAACCUUGAGGGCCCUCAGACCGUUACGAGCGUUGUCAAGAUUUGAAGGCAUGAGAGUGGUUGUGAACGCCCUUCUAGGAGCCAUUCCUUCUAUCAUGAAUGUCCUGCUGGUUUGUUUGAUCUUCUGGCUCAUCUUCAGCAUCAUGGGUGUUAAUCUCUUUGCUGGGAAAUUUUAUCGAUGCAUCAACACAACCACGUCAGAAUUAUUUGAGCUCGACGUGGUCAACAACCGCUCCGAAUGCCUUGCUUUAAACAACACAGAGCAAGUGCGAUGGGUUAAUGUCAAAGUGAAUUUUGACAAUGUGGGCCUUGGGUAUCUCUCCCUUCUACAAGUGGCAACUUUCAAAGGCUGGAUGGAUAUCAUGUAUGCUGCUGUAGAUUCCCGGAAUAUUGAGGACCAGCCGCAAUAUGAAAUCAAUCUCUAUAUGUAUUUGUACUUUGUCAUAUUCAUCAUUUUUGGAGCCUUUUUCACUCUAAACCUGUUCAUUGGCGUCAUUAUCGACAACUUCAAUCAGCAGAAGAAAAAGUUUGGAGGUAAGGACAUCUUUAUGACUGAGGAACAGAAGAAAUACUACAACGCUAUGAAAAAGCUCGGGUCCAAAAAACCUCAAAAACCAAUUCCAAGACCCACGAACAAAAUUCAAGGUUUGGUGUUUGACUUGGUCACAAAGCAGGCCUUUGACAUUGUCAUUAUGAUUUUAAUUUGCCUCAACAUGGUGACGAUGAUGGUUGAAACAGACGAUCAGAGCCAGGAAAAAACUGAUAUUCUUUUCAAGAUCAAUCUGGUGUUCAUUGUCGUAUUUACGAGUGAAUGUGUUCUCAAAAUGUUUGCUCUCAGGCACUACUUUUUCACAAUUGGAUGGAACAUAUUUGACUUUGUGGUGGUCAUCAUUUCUAUUGUCGGUAUUGUUCUCUCGGAUCUCAUAGCAGAAUACUUUGUUUCACCAACACUUUUCAGAGUCAUCAGACUGGCGAGAAUCGGUAGAGUUCUUCGUCUCAUUAGAGGAGCAAAGGGAAUUCGCACACUACUUUUUGCCCUAAUGAUGUCUCUCCCCGCUCUAUUUAAUAUUGGGCUUCUGCUUUUCUUAGUUAUGUUCAUCUAUUCAAUCUUUGGAAUGUCCAAUUUUGCCUACGUAAAGAAAGAAUCCGGAGUAGAUGACAUAUUUAAUUUUGAAACCUUUGGAAACAGCAUAAUAUGCUUGUUCCAAAUCACCACAUCUGCUGGUUGGGAUGGUCUUCUAAAUCCAAUCCUAAAUAGUGGCCCUCCAGAUUGUGACCCUCAUAUGGAGAACCCUGGAACAACUGUUACUGGUGAUUGUGGUAACCCGGCUAUAGGUAUAGUUUUCUUCUGCAGCUACAUCAUCAUUUCAUUUUUAAUAGUUGUCAAUAUGUACAUUGCCAUUAUCCUGGAGAACUUUAAUGUUGCCACUGAAGAGAGUGGCGAGCCAUUAUGUGAGGAUGACUUUGAGAUGUUUUAUGAAACUUGGGAGAAGUUUGAUCUGGAUGCCACGCAGUUUGUUGAUUACAGUCGGAUGUCAGACUUUGUAGACACUUUGGAAGACCCUCUACGAAUUCCAAAGCCUAACAAAAUAAAACUAAUUACUAUGGAUCUUCCGAUGGUAAUUGGAGAUAAGAUUCACUGCUUGGACAUUCUAUUUGCACUCACUAAAGAGGUGUUGGGGGACUCAGGAGAAAUGGAUGCAUUAAAAGAAUCAAUGGAAGAAAAGUUUAUGGCUGCAAAUCCAUCAAAAGUGUCUCGUGAACCAAUCACCACCACUCUGAAAAGGAAGCAGGAAGAAGUCUGUGCCAUCAAAAUCCAGAGGGCUUUUAGGAGAUAUCUACUGAAGCGUUCGGGGAAACACGCUUCCCGACAGAGUAACGAUGAAGAGACACCAGCUGAGGGAUCUCCUGAAAAAGAAGGGUUGAUGGCAGAUAGAAUUCAUGCAGCAUAUGACAAAUAUGAAGAGGAAGGACGAGAUGGUGGAGCUCACCGCCCAAGAGCAACAAACAGGAGUUCAUGCAGCAGUAUAGAUCAUGAUGUAAGGGAGACCGAUGUGUAGACCUUCAUAAGCAUAUGGUGAAAUUUGACUUUGGUGUCAGAAUAAGCUGGUUUGAGGCAAUUCUUAAGUGUAUAAUGUAAUAUAACAUACACAUAUAUGGAAUCUCUGCUCAGUUUAUUAAGAGAGAAGAGGGAUGUGGUUUAAAACACCGAGACAUGCAGUUGAAUCUGAUAGCCCACCAGUCCGUCACUUUCUAGAUGAUAAAUACCAGAAUAAAAGAUCUAAAUUUUGUAUUAAUACAAAUACGAAAACUUCAGUGCUCAAUUCUGAGCCUAAAAGAAGUAAAGGAGACAUCUAGGCCACAUGAGCCUUAUAACCAAAUUCAGCCUUGACUAUGCCUCUCCAAUCUUGGACCCCAUAUUGUAUUCUAUUGACUUAUUUCUAGAACUAAAUGACGUUCAUCGUGUAAGAUCACAGCAAAGUAGCAAAACAGGUAUUUUUUAAAUAUGUAAAAGCCCAGGUGAUUAUUUUCUGUUUCUUAAUUGUUUUCCUACAAUUGUAAAAGCGUUAAAGUACAGUGAAGAUGUUUUCUGACUAUUUUUCAAAAGAUUUUUUCUUGUAUUUUCCUCAUUAAAAAGUAAAAUGUGGAAAUGCACAACUACAAACCGUACCCCUUUGGGUCUGCGAUCAUCGAAUAAGGAGAAUCACUGCACAGUUUAUUGUGGCUGAUAAUCUUCAUGUUUAAAUGCAGCUCUAAUUGCAGUUUACUCCUACACACAUAUGGGUCUGUUUACAUUUAAAACCACAUAUUAAUAUAUCAGAAUUGCAAGUUCCUCAGAGACACAACACUAAAAAAAAACAGGAGAAAAAUUAAAGUUAAACUCAAAACUGCAAAACACUGCACCGCUGAGCCUAUUUCUUUCUUUUUCUUCCCUUGCAGUAAAUUAGCUCUCAAGUUGGCCUCAGGCUAUGAAUAUAAUGUGAGUGUUUGGAGCAUGAUUUACACAAUGUGUAUUUGGCUGAAAAAAAUGCAAUAAAGAGAUGAUUUUGUAAUUUU
Molecule: messenger RNA, 6786 nt
Organism: Xenopus laevis (African clawed frog)
Lineage: Eukaryota; Metazoa; Chordata; Amphibia; Anura; Pipidae
Gene: scn4a.S
Product: sodium channel protein type 4 subunit alpha
Exons: 27
Coding region: 318-5789 (1823 amino acids)
Source: RefSeq, a predicted model, not a curated record